Molecule: messenger RNA, 884 nt
Organism: Oryza brachyantha (malo sina)
Lineage: Eukaryota; Viridiplantae; Streptophyta; Magnoliopsida; Poales; Poaceae
Product: holotricin-3-like
Exons: 3
Coding region: 92-487 (131 amino acids)
Source: RefSeq, a predicted model, not a curated record
CCGGUCGCAUCGAUACUUCAUCUCGUCGAGACCAAUAUAUACAAACCGAUAUCGAUCGUGAUCUAAGUAGUGAUUAAUUAGGCCGGGAGCCAUGGGAGGCGGGCACAACAUGCAGGGCGGCCACAACGGCGGCGUGAAGGGGCUGGUCUCCAAGCUCGUCGGCGGCGGCGGCCAUGGCAGUGGAGGCGGCCACGGUUACGAGAAAGGUUACGGUGGGCACGGUUAUCAGCAAGGUUACGGCGGCCACGGCUACGAGCAAGGGUACGGCGGCCACGGUUACGCGCAAGGGUACGGCGGCGCCGCCCACGGCGCGUACCCUCCGCCCCACGGCGCCUACCCCGGGCAGGGCUACGCCCCGGGCGCCUACCCCUCGUCCCACGGCGCGCCGCACGGUGGAGGGCACAUGGGGUCGUACCAAACCGGCCAUGGCGGCGGCGGCGGCGGGGGCCACUACGGCGGAAAGCACCAGGGCGGCAAGUGGAAGUGAAGCGGCCGGUGCAGUGGCCGCUCGCUCUCUACGUACGUACGUACGCACCAGCUUCUGUACUGCAAGAAAUAAAUAAAGUGCAGGCAGACAGACGGACAGAUCUGUGUGUAGUACAGUACGUACGUGAGCUUGUAGCUGAUGGCUUGUUAAAACAGGUGGUGAGUCGUGACGUAUACUUUGAGUGUGUACUUAUCUAGUGUACUUAACUGGCUUGUGUGUACCAAAAUACUCUCGUGCUGUAUGCCUGUAUAAGUCAGUGAGAGCAAUAUACAGUCAGUAACUUGAGAAUUAUGUGCCAACGCGGGAGAUGAAAGAAGAGGAGAACAGACGAAUGUGCUGCUUUUAAGCAAUAAAGAUGUAUAAGAUUUAUGAAUUGGAAGUUUUUUCAGUUCAUUAU